AUGGAGAGGUUCGACCUGCAAGAGGCGGCGGACGUCCGAAGCCGUUGGAAGGUCGCCGGAGACGAACCGAGACGGCCGGAAUUAGUCGGAGGCGAAUCUCAGGAAGUGCGGCGACGGCGGCUAUGGCGUGGCAGUUGCAGCGGCUAUUAUGAUGGUCGACACUGUGUGCUCUGUGGGUGUGUGACCGCCGUCAGCGAUGGUAUGGAAGAGGUGAAUGGUUUGAGUCAGACACAAUCUGAUAGCCAGCAAGAUGAAGAUGAUAGAGAAGAGGUGAAUGGUUUGAGUCAGACACAAUCUGAUAGCCAGCAAGAUGAAGAUGAUGGAAAAGAGGUAAAUGGUUUGAGCCAGACAAAAUCUGAUGGCCAGCAAGAUGAAGAUCAUAGGGAAAAGUCUUUGAGGUCAAAACAACGGCCUCUUCCAAAUGGCAGCACUGCUUCCGCAUUGGGAUAUUGGAUGAAGCGCUAUGUUGCGAAUUUUGGCUUGUACGAGAUGAAUGAUCCUCACAAGUGCUCAGACGACCCAGAACAGCCUAAACCACCACCAUCAGGUGGUGAUCUCCGUGGACUGGCAAAGCCUACUUCCCCACCGGGCAUUUCAUCUAAUUCCCACCAUAAAACUGGAAUGCCUUACACAAAAACUACCUUCACAUACGAAGAACUCGCACUUGCAACCGACAAUUUCUCAGGCAACAACCUGCUAGGUCAAGGUGGCUUUGGAUAUGUUCAUAAGGGUGUUCUUUCAGAUGGAAAAGUGGUCGCAAUUAAGCAAUUGAAAGUUGGGAGUGGUCAAGGAGAACGUGAGUUUCAGGCAGAGGUCGAGACCAUAAGUCGUGUUAAUCAUAAGCAUUUAGUAUCACUGGUCGGGCACUGCAUUUCAGGGACUCAAAGAUUAUUGGUAUAUGAAUACGUUUCGAAUCGAACCUUGGAAUUUCAUUUACAUGGGAAGGGAAGACCUUCUGUAACCUGGGCCACUAGGAUGAAAAUUGCCAUGGGCUCCGCAAAAGGAUUGGCCUAUUUGCACGAAGACUGUCAGCCUAAGAUAAUACAUCGUGAUAUCAAGUCUGCUAACAUACUUCUCGAUGAUAAUUUUGAGGCAAAGGUUGCUGAUUUUGGGCUUGCAAGGCUUUAUUCAGAUACUGAUACUCAUGUAUCAACUCGGGUAAUGGGAACUUUUGGUUAUUUGGCUCCGGAAUAUGCUCUCACUGGAAAGCUGACUGAUAAGUCAGAUGUCUUCUCAUUUGGAGUUGUACUGUUGGAGUUAAUCACGGGACGCCGGCCGAUUGAUAAAACACAAAACUACCUUGAUGAUAACAUCAUUGAUUGGGCAAGGCCUUUACUUACGCAGGCUUUGGAAAAUAACAACUUCGAUGGUGUGGCUGAUCCAAAGUUGCAGAAGGAUUAUAAUUCCAUUGAGAUGGCUCGGAUGGUUGCUUGUGCUUCUGUCUGUGUGCGCCAUUUGGCUAGACGUAGGCCACGAAUGAGCCAGAUAAUCCGUGCUCUAGAAGGAAGUUUAGCUUUGGAAGAACUAAAAGAGGGUUCUCAUCCUGGAGACAGUGGAACAUACGACUCGUACGGGAGCUCAGACUACGAUGCCUCUUAUGACACCACACACUACAAAGAGGAUUUGCUGAAAUUUAGGAAGAUGGCCUUUGAAAGCCUCGAGAACAACACAAGCGAGUACAGUGUCCCCACUAGCGAUUUUGGCCGCCAGCCGUCUGGCUCGAGUAGCGAGGUGCUUCCAAACUUAACCAAGAGAGGCGAAAAUGAUUGA
Striga hermonthica is the source of this 1770-nucleotide messenger RNA. The record is from the annotation of a GenBank genome assembly. Lineage: Eukaryota; Viridiplantae; Streptophyta; Magnoliopsida; Lamiales; Orobanchaceae.